UGUCCGAGCAGGAAGCCGCAUCUUCACCGGCCCGCGGGGAGACUGGGGUCGCGCCGAGCGCCCGACGAGCCUUCCCCGGCGGCCGCCUGCCCACCCCGCCGGGCGCUUCGAAUCAGGUCCCCCAGCCACGACUUACCUGCGGGCCCCCAGAGGAUGCUCGGGCCGCUAGCCCACUAGCGGGGACCUCGGGGCAGUCGCGAGGGGGGCAUCCAGCCCCCGACUCAGCUCCGCCGCUCCCGUCCCAGGGACGCCCCCAGCGGGGUGAGCAUGGUGAUUUCCCUUCGGAGCCCCCUGCCUCGGGACGUCUGAGAAGAUGCCUACCAUGAGGCUGCUCACUUGCUUCCUGCAGCUCCUGGCGGGGCUGGCGCUGCCUGCUGUGUCUCCCCAGCCGCCGGCUCUGUCUGCUGGGAACAACUCGUCACAGACGAAAGUGAUGCCCUUCCAGGUAGUGUGGGGCCGCAGCUACUGCCGGGCAAUGGAGAAGCUGGUGGACGUCUUGUCGGAGUACCCCCAGGAGACGCAGUACAUGUUCAGCCCGUCCUGUGUCCCCUUGCUGCGCUGCACGGGCUGCUGUGGGGAUGAGGCCCUGCACUGUGUGCCGGUGGAGACGACCAACGUCACCAUGCAGAUCCUGAGGAUCAGCUCUGAGCAUCGGUCCUCCUACGUGGAGAUGACAUUCUCCCAGCACACACACUGCGCGUGCAGGCCUGUGUCGCAGAUAACGAAGCCAGAAAGGAGGAGACCCAAGGGCAGUGGGAAGAGGAAGAAAGAGAAGCAGAGACCCACAGACUGACACCUGUGAGCUGAUCCUUCUCCCCCAAGAUAACCAGCCCCUCGGAGGAGAGAGACCCACACCCGGCUCCUGUAUUUAUUAUCGUCACACUCUCAGUUACCUCCUUGCUGGCACCUGCCCUCUAUUUAUUAGCCAAUUGCAUCCCUGCUGAAUGACUCCUCCCUCCAAGAUGAGGGGCCUGGAGGGACAGGACCCUCAGGAAUUCAGUGCCUUAAGCAGAACGUGAGAGAAAGAAGACAGCCAUGGCCCGUGUGUGCUUCAGCUUGGGAAGAAGCAAGACCUGACUUUGUGAGGGGCAAGCCGGGCUCCAGAGGCCUGAGGGGCCCCCAAGGGGCUGGAGAAGGAAGAAGAGAAGAGGAAGAACCCACCGCCUGUCCCUGGGCCUUGGGCUCUGCAGGGACAAGCAGGCCAUGGCCCAGGCUGCGUGGGAAGGCAGGCAGGGGGUGAGGGGCCCUGUGGCUUCCUCCUCCUCCUGGCAGCGGCUCUGCCCCUGGAGAGCGGAACACUCAGCUCUGGAGAACAGCGGUCGCCCGGGGCCUUGGCCACUCCUCGUCCCCUACGGUUUCUCCUCACAUCUCGCCACAGCUUGUGCUGGGACAUGGUUCUUUGUGGCCAAGGAAGACUUCACCAUCCUGCCCCUCUCAGGGACACAGGCAACGAGGGGGCCCAGGCUGGGCAUGGAGCACGCUGCCUGCAUGGCUGUCUGGCUGCCAAGCCAGAUUCUCUUGAAUAAAGUUAUUCUAGUCUGGAAA
This is a messenger RNA of Myotis lucifugus (little brown bat), 1545 nucleotides long. RefSeq names its product placental growth factor (gene PGF). The transcript is spliced from 7 exons. Lineage: Eukaryota; Metazoa; Chordata; Mammalia; Chiroptera; Vespertilionidae. Gene Ontology annotation, biological process: vascular endothelial growth factor receptor signaling pathway; positive regulation of mast cell chemotaxis; response to hypoxia. Bases 314 to 793 code for a protein of 159 amino acids. Gene Ontology annotation, molecular function: chemoattractant activity; vascular endothelial growth factor receptor binding; growth factor activity. The record is from RefSeq and is a predicted model, not a curated record. Gene Ontology annotation, cellular component: membrane.